AUGAAAGGAUUCCUAGUCUUCUUAGGGCUUGCCCUUGCAUGCGUGUCUGCCCAUGAUGCCGGAUUAAGAGUCAAGUUCAAUGUAGGUCUUAGACCAGGCACAGACUUCUUCUUCGAUGUGCCACGCAAUGUCAUAGCUGCUCUUCUGCAGAGAUGGACCGUGACUGACCGUGUCCCUGGAUCCCGAUCCAUCCUAGUUCUCUUUUGCCCGGCUGACCGCGUCCUUUGCGCAUACUUCGAUGAAAAUGGCCAUGUAGCUGGAUUACAGAUUGCUUUGCGUCAAGAUGAGUUCACUGAAGGUGUCUAUGAUUGGUCAGUUCAAGGAUUCUCUGAAUGGGAACCCACUCCUCGCGAAGGAGAACCCGUUCUUAAAUACUGGGUGAAGUCACAAUUCUUCGUUUCCGAAGAAUAUCUUCAAAUAAGUGCUGAAGAACGUCGCCAGAGCUACGAUGACAAGAAGUUAUUGCAAGAAGAUGCUGUUUGGUUAAGCGGUUUUGGUGAAAAUCUCGAUAAAGUCAGUAACAAAGAAAGUGAUAUCGCAGAGAGUACUUACACGAAACAGGCCUGCAUCCCUUGGAUGGGUCGUCAUUAUUAUUAUAACAUGACUGAAAAUCUCCCUUGCCAAGCUGACUCUUUGUACCCAUGGUUCCCAUUGGUUCACAACAAGGAAUUGAUCGGAACUGGAUUCGUCAUUUUUGGAAAGUUGCCCAUCAAGGAAGGAGAACGUGAUUGGUUUGAGAGACCACCCAAACUAGCAGUCCAGCUUAUUGUACCUCGCGGACCUGAGUGUCUGUAUGAGUUGGCUUCCUCCCCCGGACUUGUUACCAUGCACGUCUACUACAUCAACAGACCUUGGAGUCUUGGCUGUCUCUUCCAA
Molecule: messenger RNA, 876 nt
Organism: Brenthis ino (lesser marbled fritillary)
Lineage: Eukaryota; Metazoa; Arthropoda; Insecta; Lepidoptera; Nymphalidae
Source: the annotation of a GenBank genome assembly